GAUCUGGCUGACAGAGCUGACCACGAGACUGAGAAUGCGACCGCAGGUAGUACAAUGCCGGCUGUGACAGAGGAGUCGUCUAGACAGCUCUGGCUGCAAUGGCAGGUACCCGGCGCCUGCAUUCUUGAGGGUCUUGGGCGUUGGUUUUGGCAGAUGGACAACGACACCAUUGUUGACCAGACUGAAGAACAACCCAAUUACCAUCUUGAAGGUGGUUCCUCUCAGUCGUCAGCAGAGAUGCUGGCCGCAGCAGGAGCAUGGGUCCAAGGGCUGCCGGCUGAGAGAGUAGAGGACCUUGAGGACGAUGACCUUUUCGAGGGUGCAGAGACUUAAAUCGUCGCAGUGGUCGAACAACAAAAGUGGCACCUUCAUGGCCAUGUUCAGCAACCGCUGGAAGCGAUAUCCAUCAUCAAUGUCGAAAGGCGAGGGCGGCACAAGCAUUCACACAAUGCCGGUCAGCGAGUUUGCGUUUCCGUCGAGAUCUUCUUUCUUCCUGUCGAGAAAUUCGUUCUGCCGAGAUGCUUUGUUUUGCAUGCCCAGAGGGCCGAGAGGAGGUCGAGGCGUGUUCCAAGGAAGCAAAAGUGGAUUUCGUGUGUCUUAGCUGGUUCUGCUGUCGAGACAAAUUUCAACUUUCGUUUUGGCCGUAAAGUAAUGGCUGUCUGUUCACUGGGCACCCAGGAACGAGGUGUCCAGGCUAGCCAGAC
Molecule: messenger RNA, 704 nt
Organism: Cryphonectria parasitica EP155
Lineage: Eukaryota; Fungi; Ascomycota; Sordariomycetes; Diaporthales; Cryphonectriaceae
Exons: 1
Coding region: 305-601 (98 amino acids)
Source: RefSeq, a predicted model, not a curated record